UGCGGCAGCACAGCAGUUCGAUCGUGUCGUUUCCCGUGAACCCUUCCCUCAGCCUUUUCCUCCUUCUCCUCUUCGGGCCGAUUUGCGCGAGCCAGGGGUCGAAGAGAACGCGUGACGCCGUUUGGUAGUGGUCUUCUGCGGCGGUUUUUGUUGUCACGUCCGGGUGAACGGUGUCGGGGAACGUGCGGAAGUAUGCGCGUGGUAUCGAUCACGCGGCCCGAUCCCACGGAUAUGUGAUACCGGAAACGGUCACGGCAGGCUUCGACCUGCGUGCAGGUGCUCGACGGUGCGUACGACGUACGCGUACAGAGGGGUGCCGAAGGAGAGAAAGAAGGGUGCGCGUGAAGUGCCGCGUGUCAGGGCCAAUCGUGAAGAUGCAGGCCACCGACGCCGUCGUCGCGACGGCGUCCCUGCCGUCAUCCGCGUCGUCAUCGUUCGCCUACACCUCGAGGAAGCCCAACUACGUCGCGAGGCUCGUCUGCACGGUCCUCGUCUCCUGGUGGAUCGUUCAGGAUCAGCUGGCGCUGGGGCUCUCCGAUCCACCCGAACUAACCACCAUCGAAGACUUAAGUGGAAGAGGGACGAAAAAAUUCGGCGACCAUUGCGUGGAGGAUCUCGAAUGCGGUUUCGCGGGCUCAUACUGCGAGCCGAAGAAAAGCAAGUGUGCUUGCAAGGAGGAAUUCGAGGCUACGAAUCAUAUCGACAAAUGUGGACAGCCGGCGAACGUGAACGAGUCGUGCUUUUUUAACGAGCAAUGCGAGGCGAAGGUGAGCCAAACGGAGUGCAGAGACGGACGUUGCAUUUGCAUCUUCGAGAAGAUCCCUGUAACACAGCCGGACGGCCUGACAGUAUGCGUCGCCGAGCAGAAGGAGGAACCCAAUCUCCAAUACGUCGACCCAACGAUGAUUGGUGUUCUUGUCGGUAUGGCUCUCAUGUUCAUCAUCAUCUGCGUCGUUCUUAGGCUUUUCAGCAAAGCUCGCUGGCGCGAGAAUCGCACCAUCUUUAAUACACCGAACGCUCGUCUGAUGAACGUGUCCUUGCUGAGGGAGAACAAACUUUUGCACCCGCAAGAGAGACGUGGAUCAAGGGCGAGCGUACGGGUUCCCUCGAGGCAACCCUCGAUGGCCUCCUUACGCGCCCACUCGCCAAACGCCUCGCAAGGUGCGAAACACUCUCAGCACUCACAGCACAGAGUGAGCCGGUCACGAACAGGAUCACGGCGCGGAAGUCGCGGGAGCAGCGGGAAUGCGUCAGCGGUUUCGACGAAAUCAAACAAGUCGCCACCUAACCAGCCGAACACCAUGACGGAAACCGUGUUGGACAACGUCACCGUGGAAAUUCUCGAUGCCAAGGCGUAGAUCCGCGCGAGAGAGUCCUCCUCGGCUCCUUCGACGCCAUCUUUAACGACCGUCGAGGGACGCUCGAGGACGUAGAUCGUCUGGAUCGUCCACGAGGCAAUUUAAAAAGUCUCUUAACAACGUACAAAUUCCAAUCUCCGUAUUCCUUUCCCUCUGUUCUUUCCACAGUGAAAUUCCUAGCAAUUUCGUCCCACGUCGAUAUCAAUUUCUCGACAUUUAUCGCGGCGACGAGGACGUUGCCAAUCACCGUAUUCGAUAGGCGUUUCGUAUCGCGUCUGUUUUCGAAACGAUGUGCGCCGAGUUACUUUUAUAUUCGGACACUUUACAAUUUUUAGUUUGUCGCUAUAAAACUUCUCUGUUCUAGGAUAAAGUAAUCAAGGUAUAUUAAAGCAUUAACAAGUCCAAUAUUCGCGUUAUCACAAUAUUUUAAUAACUUUAUAAAAUAAUAGUGCGUGUACCGACUGUCUGCUAUCUAAAAUCAAAGAUGGUAUUGGCAGAUGCUAGGCUUAGUUUCAGAAGAUGUUUUAGCAGCUAGUUUAUGGUAUCGUAAGAUUCCCUACUUGCGCUCGAGCGUAUACCACUUAUGAAUCUUUUUAUGAGGGAGAAAAAUUUGUUAAUAACAUCGUUAAAAUUAUAUGUAAAAUAGUCCCGGUAAACAAUUUCGUGUAACUAUGAUCGAUUAAACAUAUUUUUAUAACUAUCAGGAAGUAACGAUCCUUAAAUGAGUGUUAUUUAAAAAUGACAUUGGUACCUAUAUUAUGUUGAUACAAUAUGUACCUUAAUUACUUUAUUAAUUAUUAUAAAGGAAGUUAUGUAAGCAAGAAAGUGAAAAUUGCGAGGUGUCCUGAUAUUAAAGUUACUCGCUGUACCUACGCCUAACGAAACGACAAGUUUCCUGGCAACGAUUUCAUUUUUGGAGAAUCGAAGGACGCGACGUUACAACCGAGAUAAUCAUUAUUUACCGAGAUAAUCAUUAUUAAGUUUCGCGUUCGAGUAAAGCGGAGAAAAUUGGACAAGGUUCAAAUUAACACGUUGAUUGCUAGACUGAUAUACGUGGAAACUUCUACAAAGCUAAAAUUUCAUUCUGAAACAAUUGAAAACUACACGAUUUAUUACUUGUCGUAGUAUUUAUUCUUCCAACUGCAUCGAAAUUCACGAAUUCUAUCUAAAUAUUUUGUUUGAACUCACUUUCAGAACUGACUUUCUAAAUUUCUUAGCGAAAAGCUCUAUCAUCGCAUAUAUAGAUCAUGUGGCACUCAACGAGUUAAUUGAAACUUCUUCUUCUUAAAAAAAAAAGAAAAGAAGAAGAAGAAGAAGAGAGCACUCGAAGACGUGAAUAAAAAAUAUUAGUGUCGUCUUUACGUUUGAUUCGAGAAAAGAAGACACGCUCGAGCGUGUGAUUUUGAUAAAUUGCUACCGCGAGCUACACGACGAAACAUAACGACGUUAAUCGCAACAAAUCUAGAUGAAUAUAUUCGCGCGAAAAUAAUCGGAGUAAUUUUGCACAAAAAAACGAAACAAAGAAACGCGUUCAAUUGCGUCGACGAGCUGUAGAAUUUAAUCGAGAAUCUCAAAUGUAAUCCUGCAGUUAAUUCUCGUAGAUCGUUUCGGAUUCCGCUGCAUCCAAACAAAAACGAAUAGAAAAGAAGAAAAAAAAAAGACAGAGAAAGAAAAACGUAAUCUUUUUUUACGACAAAAAAAAGUAUAUUAUACAUGCUUAGUCUUACGAAUCAUCGAUCACUGCGAAGCACAACCUCUGCGUCUUUGAACUUGUUCGUUUGAUAUCGACUCGAAGACACGAACUUCGUCCCUCCAUUGUUGUUUCGCAUCGUUUGCAAUCUCGUUUCGGACGAAACGGUAGUAGCGUGCGUUUCGAACUAAUUGUCACUUCGUAAACAUUCAUCGCUUCGAUGUGGUAAACGAUGUGGUAAAACGAUCCAUAGGGUAACUGGCUCGUUUAACCCUUGACGGUCCGAGUACGGUAUAUGAAACAAUAAUUACAAUUAGAACAAAGAAUUAGGAUGUGUGAGUGUUUUUGUUUUACUCGCGAUCGAUGUAGAGUGAUUUAUAAACUAGGAAUCGUUACGAAUUUCGUACGCUCUCUCCUCGUAAGUUUUCGCUAUUAAUAACGAACGAGGGCAUUUUAUGAUUAAUCCAAUCAACGUAAUUUCCAUUCGUGAGAAAAGUCGGUGUCGGCAGUCUACCAACGCGUUAAAAACUUGAACCGUCGAGGGUUAACCUUUUCACUGCUGAAUCAGCGAAAGGAGCCUGUGUGUCGAAUUUAUUUCAUCGUCUACUUUUUAAUCAUUGCAAACAUGUAUGAAAAUCGAAGAAGUAGAAAAUCAUGCGAAACUGUCCACGAGUAAGUAUUCUCGAAUUAAAUACUCGAUAUUGAGAAGAUUAGGUAGGCGCACAAUCAUUUCUUAAGAAGAUUUGAAAUCUCGUCGGAGAAAUCUUACCACUGAAAGAACACGUUUCGGAUCUUCUUGAGAAAUGACUACACAGUAACCAAAAUAAGCCAAUUGCUAUCCGGUGAUAAUCGUGGUGGCUAAUUCUAUACUUACUCCUAAUUCGUAUUUUGUAAUCGAUAGUGAGAAUCGAUACUCCGAGUCCAGAAUCGCUAGGACGAAAUGGCGGUGGAUCCUCCAUCGAUCUAUGGUAUCGAUCAGAGCAUCCAGGAAGAUGAUCUUUAUCGCGUUCUGUCUUUUACCUCUAACGUCGCGUCGAAUCUCACGAUUUCUAAACGACAGCUUCUUUAAAAGGGUGGAUCGAAACGGGCGGUUGGAUAGAGCUAAAAGAUGGCAAUCGUGUAUUAGGCGAAGGGUUAUCGUAGAAAGAUUUUUAAAGAAAUCGUCAGCUGGUCUGAUAUCGUGGCGCGAAUCGUUAAGACGCGAAGAAAGGGCAAUACGAUAUAAUCAUCGCGAGGGAACCGCCCGAAGAGGCCAGUGCUCGCGGAUCCUCUUCUAAAAAGGUCGAUUCAAAGGAUCGACGAGAAAGAACCAACCGUUCUCGCCGUCGAAAAACUGCUUUCACGAGAAGCCAACACGAAAGGGACCAGACGAAAGUGUUUGAAACCGACAUCCUGGGAGUAACACGGCGACCAAUCGCCGUCGCGUCGUAAUCACUGAUUACUAAUCAGAGGUGGGCGGAACUAGUCCAACAUCCGCAGAGAUCCUUAGUUUCCUUCGUUCAAAAUUGUCGUUCGAACUACGUGAAAUGAAACAUUUCGCAUCGGACGAACGUUGCGAAUACACAGUGGUUUUUAUUCGAGCGAACUUUUGCCCAUCUCUGCUGGUACUUAAGCACCGUCGUAGCUCUAUCUGUUUCACGAUAACACAACUAAUCCCGCAUGAAUUAGGCAACGAGAUAGUUGUACUGUACACUCGACUCGUUUCUCAUUCCUAGGAUUCGUUUCCGUCUACCGUAUCGUUCGGUCUAUAUCAGAGGACCCGAAGAGAUCGCUCCUACGUGAAAUUCGGUUUCGAACUUUGAAAAUGAUUAUUUCGGUGUUGGACGGUAACUGAGACUUCCGAGUGUAACCGUGUUUGAGCGAGAUACUCGGACGAUUCGUAUUGCAGAUAACUCGAGCAACGGAUACACCCAGAAGCCUUAGUUGGUAUCCAACCAUGAAGAUCCGAACCGUAAAAGCCUCGAAUAUCUUAUCGGUAAAAAGUUCGUAAAGGAGACUCUCCCGGGGACAAUUUUUGUAGCUUUCAAGCAGCAAUUGCUAUAGGGGAAUUACUUUCUUCGAAGAUCGCUCGAUACCUGUUAUUAUUCUGUACCGUUCGACGGAAAAUUCAUGCUCGCCGAGUAGACGUAGUAUUGGGAAAAGCGAAAUCUGCUUGAGGCUAGGCAGGGGUCUGUUGGAUGUCGACGUGUGAAUUAUUCCCGAAGAAGGUGAAUGGAGUCGCCUCGGGAGAUUUCAACGUAGAUGGAGAGCGCGACCAAACGCGUAUCGAACGCGUACUGGCUACCUAAUUAAUCGCACAAGAUCUCGUUCUCGAUAGCUUACGUCGAUCUACGCAUGCUCAUACACACGUACAUACAUAAACACAGAUCGCACGCGCGCGCGUGUACACGUAGAAAUAUCAUUUCGUCGAGUCCAAGCGAAUAAUGAAGAUCAUCGAUAGUCCGGUACAAUUGUAUCUCAGCAAUUUAGUGCCUGCGCUCUCGCGUGUAUAGUGUUCGCGCGAAGAAAUGAGAUUAAUUAAAUACAAAAUAUAUAGAUACGUAUAUAAAUAUCAGUAUAAGAAAAAAAAUAAGUACAUACAUACAUAUAUAUAUAUAUACAUGCAUAUAUGUGUAUAUACAUAUAUACAUAUAAAUAUAUAUAAAACUAGGCUUGGCACUAUUUGCACUAUUUGUAGACUACUUUUUCGAAUGCCUAGCGACUGUAUCCACUCUGUGAUCUAUGUGCAACGUACAGCUACGACAGAUUCUUCUCGCUACCGUCAUCGUUACUAUUCUUAACAUUUACCGAGGAUAAUUAUCUUAGCGUUAAACUAACGUGUAAGCGACUCGCUUAGCUGUUGUCGUCCCGCACCUAAUUCUCCCUCUCCUCGCACAAAACGAUCCACUUGUACAGCACUGGUAGCGUUUAGACCAGAAAACUUAGGAGCAGUAUCUUCUCGACGAUCGCCUCUGUGCGACCAGAGACGAGGGAAAAUUCGUAUUCGAACGCGUAAAGCUAAUCGAAUAACGAAUAAAAGAUGAACGGCUUUUCGUUCGUGUCACUGGAACGAAAGUUUACGGUACGUCAUAUAUUCCGCUAUUAUAGAACUAAAUAUUUCACGACGAAUAGAGAAGCCAUUCGACUAACGAAUAAAAGAUCAACGACUGUUCAUUCGUGUAACGAAAAAUUACGGUAUGUCGUAGUUUCUAUUGUAGAAGUAACGUUCUGGAACGAAAUAUUCCACGACGAACAAAAAUAUUUGUUCGAGUAAGGGCCACGAAUGAAUUGCUGGAGGUUGCUUUUAUUCGUGUCGUACGAUUGAAACCUCGCCCGUCUCUGGAUGGGUGAAAUUUGCGGCGGAUCGAAGAAUGGAUGAAGUCGAAGAGAAGGAUAGAAAAAUAAAUAGAAAUGAUUUAGAGAAACGCAGAUGCGAUCGAGCAGGAGGUCGAAUAUUCAAUUAACGAGGUUUCGAAGACGAGGAGGGAUCGGUCUUGAUCCGCGAACGAAAUUCGGGGAAGGUUUCCGUUUCCGGAUAGAACGUUUCCUCUCGCGAUGAUCCACGUUGUCAAGUCCAUUGGAAACAAUCUUCGAUAUAAUUAUACACGGCUAUGGAAAGUAAUCGUCCGCUUAAGACACUAGAGUUUAACGUUAAUCGUUAGAGUAUGCGUAUACAUUUAUACACACAUAUAUAUAUAUACAUAGAAUAUAUUAUUAAGAUGCUUCGAGUCGUUAGUUUCCCUCCGCCCUUGUGAUAGAAAACACACACAAAAAAAAAAAUUAUAUUAACAAAGAAACACAAGCAGGGUGCCUCGUCUUUAUCACUCAAAGACACUCGCUCACUUUUGUACGUCUCUAUUCUAAUUGCGUGGAAGGAAAAACAAAAAUCUGGUCCUCGCGUUCCGAUACGAGCGUCACCUACGCGUGGAGGCCAAACCACCUCCACGAUUAAUCGAUAAUCAAUCCGAAGGAGAACAUUGACAAUUGUAAAUCUCGUUUCCUUUUUCCUGCUAGAUCCCCUUUCGCGUUCUUUCCUUGCUAACGCGCACGGAGAGUCACUCGAACCGGGCGAGAGUCGCUUCGGCUCGUUUUAUACUUCAGCGCGGGAGGUACAACGAUUCCACGGGUUGGAAUUCACGUUCCUCCGGAACCGCACGAAACCGUACGUUAAUCUGCAAGCGACCUUUGAAGAGGGACUUUGCAAACUUCGCAUCAGGUUUAGAGAUACGAGAGAACCACGAACACGAGAGUCGGAGGACUCUUCGGUGCCAUCGAUCACCCAACGACGAAUCCGUAACUGUUGAACCUCGAGAUCGUUUAACCCUUUGCGAACGAUCGACUCGUACAUACACCCGUAGACGUCUGUUUGCGUGUAUACGUGUAACCCAACGCGCGCGUCUUGCCCCGAAAUGACCGUCCGCGAAGGGUUGAGAUGCCUCUUGUAACCGGUGCCGAUCGGAGAAUCGACAAGAUCCACGAAGAUCGAGCCACCGUGAAUCCGCGACGCCUUGCGAAAACGCGAACGAACGAUACGGUAAUUCAAAUAUGGGGAAGUGUUUGGAUUAUCCUCUCGUUCCCGUGCGAAAUGGAUACAUAUUUUUUUCCGCAGGAGCCCUCCGUAACGAUACAAGAUAAAUAUAUAUAUAUAUAUAUAAUGAUAAUUAAAUAAAUAUACGUGUAUGUAUAAAUCGUAUAAAGGCAAACACACCGUGACCACUUAAAUCGCAAUACUUUUGACAUCUGAAAAGAUAUCAACUAUCGCCCACGAUGGAACGAUUCCUCGAAACCGGAAGACGCAACACAAACGUCACAAAAUCAAAAUUACGCGAUACCUUGUCGACGCAGUCCCCCCACCCCCCGGCCGACCUCCCCCCACCAAUUGGUGGUUCAGAAACGAAGAUCGGAGGACGGUGCCUCUGUGGAUCAUCCUAAACGAAAAUGAUCUUUCAUUGUCCUUACGAGUUUCUUUUUCUAAUUCUUCUCUUGCUAGAAUUUCACGUCACAAAAUACACUCACUCGAAUACACUUUGAAUAUCCAGCACCCGAUAUCGUCUAGUUGAAUUUAAUUGAAUUAACGCGACCAGCGAUCGUUCGCGAUCGUUACCCUUAAGCUCAAGUAUCCGUUUCCUGUUACACGCAGAUAUUAACGAGUUAUUGUAAUCACCUUGCCAGUGCUUGCUUUAUCAAGGGACUACAUAGCCGUGUGCGCACGUCGAAAUGCUUUAGUAGAAUUCGAAGGACAAGAUUAGUAGACGAUAGUUUCUCGUCCAAUCGUACACCUUUUUGCGCUUUAUUAUUUAUCGAAGUUGUUCGCGAGGCACGUAUCCUUUUGUCGUCCUAUCGAUGAAAAUGUAUCGAGAUCGGAAAGUCUGGACCGCAAAGGGAUGUACGGAUCCCAGGUUGAUCCGUCUCGCAAGCACGACCACUUGAUCGUAGACGAUUCGCGUGAAAUAUUGUGAUUCGAUUUAACAAUUAGUCUAAAUAAAACAGAUUACUAUAUACACGUAUGAAAAUAUGCGUAUGUAUACAUAAUAUACACAGAGAUGUAAACAAGGUAAAUUCGUGAAACCGUAGACCGCUUCGAUUCUGAAGAAUCGCGUUAAGGUAAGAUUAAGCUCUCUAUAAUUGCGCGCUGCGUUCGAUAACUUUUAAGAAUAUCUCUGAUACGAUCUUUAGGCAGCAACUUUGCGAAUCUACGGAGACGUACUUUUCAAAAGAUUACGAGUUAACCGUACGGGGCAGCAUUUUAGACGAACUCGCGCGAGGAUAACGUAAUAGCGAAUAGCGAUCUCCUAGAUAUGGCGUGGAUGGGUGCGGGUAAAAACGUAUGCGAGUCCUCUAAUUUUUUCAAUUUUCAAAUAUUUUAUAAUGUCCUGGUAUGUAACGAAAGUGGAUAAUAUCGUUGGAUUUUUGGCAAUAUACUACCCACACUAUUUUACUAGCGGCUUAGUCUACCUUGUAACCUUUAUAUUAUACAUUUCAUAUUAUAGCUUGUAACAGAUAAUUCAUAAUCUAUUACGAUUGUAUUUGAAACUUAAUUAUAUUCUGACUCUUCGAAUUCAUUUUAAUAAAAACUUAAUACACUAUA
Messenger RNA from Hylaeus volcanicus, 9115 nucleotides. RefSeq lists its product as uncharacterized. The coding region runs from base 375 to 1358 and encodes 327 amino acids. Lineage: Eukaryota; Metazoa; Arthropoda; Insecta; Hymenoptera; Colletidae. The transcript is spliced from 6 exons. The record is from RefSeq and is a predicted model, not a curated record.